Scaptodrosophila lebanonensis is the source of this 2080-nucleotide messenger RNA. It is a transcript of the gene IntS9, whose product is annotated as integrator complex subunit 9. The record is from RefSeq and is a predicted model, not a curated record. Bases 71 to 2053 code for a protein of 660 amino acids. Gene Ontology annotation, biological process: snRNA processing. Lineage: Eukaryota; Metazoa; Arthropoda; Insecta; Diptera; Drosophilidae. The transcript is spliced from 3 exons. Gene Ontology annotation, cellular component: integrator complex.
UCGUCGAAAUUAUUCAGCUGCUUGCGGCUCCACUGUUUUAUAAACAUUGCGGUACUUGUUGGUUUUCGUGAUGCGUUUGUACUGCCUCAGCGGCGAUCUGGCUAAGCCAUGCUACAUCAUCACAUUCAAGGGACUUCGCAUAAUGCUGGAUUGCGGCUUGACGGAGCAGACGGUUCUUAACUUUCUCCCGUUGCCUUUUGUUCAGAGCCUGAAACUAUCAAACCUCACCAACUAUAUACUCAAAAACGACCAUGAUCCCCAAAUGGACGGCGAACUUAAGGAUUGCUGCGGUAAAGCUUUUAUUGACUCAGUGCCGGAAUUUAAUCUUCCUAUGGAUAAAAUGAUGGACUUUAGCGAGGUGGACGUUAUUCUGAUCUCCAAUUACCUUAAUAUGCUGGCCCUGCCAUACAUUACGGAGAACACUGGCUUCAAGGGCAAAGUAUAUGCGACGGAGCCAACAUUACAAAUUGGACGCUUCUUCCUCGAAGAACUGGUGGAUUAUAUAGAGGUAUCGCCAAAAGCGAGUACCGCACGUUUGUGGAAAGACAAACUCCAUUUGUUACCAAGCCCGUUGUGUGAAGCGUUUCGCGCAAAGAAGUGGCGUGCGAUCUUUAGUUUAAAAGAUGUACAAGGCAGCCUAUCUAAGGUGACAAUUAUGGGCUAUGAUGAAAAAUUGGACAUACUGGGUGCAUUUAUAGCCACACCAGUGAGUUCUGGCUAUUGUCUGGGGUCCAGCAACUGGGUGUUGAGCACGGCGCAUGAGAAGAUCUGCUAUGUCAGUGGCUCGUCAACGUUGACAACGCACCCGCGGCCCAUUAAUCAAUCUGCCCUCAAACAUGCCGAUGUACUGAUUAUGACGGGACUGACGCAGGCGCCAACCGUGAAUCCAGACACCAAAUUAGGCGAACUGUGCAUGAAUGUAGCAUUGACGAUACGAAAUAACGGCUCCGCUCUGAUUCCCUGUUAUCCGUCGGGAGUCGUCUACGACUUAUUUGAGUGUUUGACGCAAAAUCUGGAGAACGCUGGCCUAAACAAUGUGCCCAUGUUCUUUAUAUCGCCGGUAGCAGACAGCUCACUAGCCUAUUCAAAUAUCUUAGCCGAGUGGCUGAGUUCGGCAAAACAGAAUAAAGUCUAUGUGCCCGAUGAUCCCUUCCCACAUGCUUUCUAUUUAAGAAAUGCCAAGCUAAAGCACUAUAAUCAUGUAUUUUCGGAAGGAUUCAGCAAGGAUUUCCGUCAGCCAUGUGUUGUCUUCUGUGGCCAUCCGAGUUUGCGAUUUGGCGAUGCUGUCCAUUUCAUUGAAAUGUGGGGAAACAAUCCCAACAACUCAAUUAUAUUCACAGAACCUGAUUUCCCCUACCUACAAGUAUUAGCACCGUUCCAACCACUGGCUAUGAAGGCUUUCUACUGUCCAAUCGAUACCUCCCUAAACUACCAGCAGGCCAACAAAUUGAUUAAGGAACUGAAGCCAAAUGUUCUCGUCAUACCGGAGGCUUACACUAAACCGCAUCCAUCGGCGCCGAAUCUCUUCAUAGAGCAACCGGAUAAGAAGAUUAUCACCUUUAAAUGCGGCGAAAUUAUACGCUUACCUUUGAAACGUAAACUGGAUCGUAUAUAUAUAACGUCAGAGUUGGCACAGAAGAUUUUGCCACGUGAGGUGGCUGCUGGUGUCACUUUCUCGACGCUGACGGGUGUGUUGCAGGUCAAGGAUAAAGUGCAUUGCAUAAAACCGUGCGCAGAUAGCGUCAAGGACGAACCAAGCACCAGCAAUGGGGGCAGCAUCAAGAGUUCUGUACCCACCAAAGAGGACGUGCUGAAAAAUGUGAAAUACGAAUACGGAAGCAUCGAUGUGGAUGCACUAAUUAAGCGAUUGGCUCAGGACGGCUUCACUAAUAUCAAAAUGGGUCGAACAGGUGGCAAUCUAUCGUUGCAACUAGUCAACGAGGAUACGGUUAUCAAGUUCCAGGACAACGAAACGCACAUCAUAUGUGGAGGAAAGCCCACGCUGCGAUUAAAGCUGCGUGACACCCUCCUGAAGUGUUUGCAGAGCUUUUAAAACAUAAACUUUUUAAUAAGCAACAAC